AUGGCCCUUUUGUUUAAUACAACCCUCUUUCUCUUAGCUGGUCCCUCCACGACUGAGACGUCAGGGUACCGUCUGCUUGCUGACUUGGCCCUUGUCAAGGUCACACCCGCAGGAAGUGAUCGCAACAAGCUGAAGGCUGAUGCAGAGAAAAGACAAAAUGAGCUGCUCUCUGGAAUGUCCUAUGAUGGCUUCUGGUCAUCCACCAUGGAUACUGCAGUUGCACUGGAAGCACUGUCAACAUUCGCUAUUGCUUAUCCCGAGGGUGAGGCAAACUUCAUGAUCCGAGCCUGGUCGGAGGGCAGAGCUGCCACAGAAACCAUCGUCAUUAAACCAAACAACUUCACGAUCAAUGCUAAUGCUAAGCUGGACAUCCUUGCCACUGAGGAGCCGUCUGAUGUUUCUGUCAGGGUGGAGGGCAGUGGUGGUACCGCGUACGUCAAUUUAGUUGCGAUGUACAACGUGAACAGUAACGUCAAUCAGAAGGCCCUCACCAUCACAGGAGGCUCCUUGAUCACAAAGGAUGGACGCACUUACCUCAAGUCAUGCGUGCAGGCUGACCCGCUGACCCGUUUGUGUCACUUUAUCACUUACCUCAAGUCAUGCGUGCAGGCUGACCCGCUGUCUGAUGCUGCUGUUGGCACUAUGAUUGUGUCGGAGAUUACCCUCCAGAGCGGCAUGGUUUUUGUGAAUGUGGAGGGAGGAAAGGACGUUCGCUUUGCCCCGACCAAGAUUGAGAUGGACAAGCAGACAAACACAGCCGUCUGCUAUUUCAUGAACAAUGUGGAGGACAACUUCAUGAAUGAGCGUUGUUGCUACGUGUUUUACGAACAACAGUUUGAGGUGCAAAAUCAGAAACCAGGAGUCAUGAGGGCCCGUGACUACUACCAGACAGAACAGAACGUUGAGGCCUUCUACUCGACGAGUGACCUGGAAAUGGAAUGCUCAGAGUGCGUCACCAAGAAGCUUACCGGCGGUUCAGAGAGCUUUAGAUCUUCCCUCACCACAGCCAAGCUUCUUAUGACCAUGACCAUGAUCUGGGUCAUCAAGAGAUUUUAAGUAGAUUUACCUGACCACAGACAAGCUUCUUGUGACCAUGAUAAUCUGUGUGGUCAAGAGAUUGUAAAGAGAACACACACACAAUAUUACCUAUAAAUCUCAUUGGAAUGGGUUGCAAACACUAGCAUUUUUUAUUAUUUAUUUUUUAAUGGAAAUUAUGAUCUUCUGAAAAUAUUUUAAAGAGUUAUAAAUAAUCUAGCUCAUAGAUUGAAAAGUCCAUAAAAUAGAAGGAAACAUGAUGUUUAAAAGAUGUGUCUCUCUUUCAUUGUAUGUAAUGCCUCUAUAUACUCAGUUUAUGCUUUACUCUUGUUGUGCUCUUUUUUUUGUACUAGGUAUUGUUUCAUGUUUUUUGGACACUCUUUUGCACUCAAGUAUUUAUUAAAUAUAUAAAGAAAUCCUUUUUGCAUUUUUUUUAACAUUUUUUUCUUUACAUGUCUUUACAUUUUGGUAUAUGUGUAUUCACUCUAUGAUUUUGUUUAGAAUCUGUGUAGGUUUAAAAUUUCUGUAGUUUUUUGUUAUAGCCAAUACUGGUAUUCUUGUGCAAACAUUUUUUAUUAUCUUUUAGAGCUUUUUAUCCUUUUCAUAUUGCUGAUAUUAGCUAUGCUUUUUACCAAUAUUAAACAAUGAACAUAUUUUACAUGUCUAACUCAUGCUUGACAACAGCAUCGCAGAUUGUGUUGCGUACAUGGGUUAUCUAACUUAUAUCACCUAACCAAUAAGUUUUCUUAAAUUGAGUUCAACAAAGUUUGAAAAGUAGUUGAUUUAUUAAUUCCAUGUGCAGAAAAAUUUAAUUCAGUGGAAUAUUAGGUUUCAAUUGCUCUAAAGCUGGUCAGAUGCAUAAAAUGUGAAAUUGAACACAUCAUAUGUAUAACCCACAUGCUAUUUAAAAUAUUUGAUUUUCUUUACAAGUUUUUAAUGCACCUUAUCCAUAAUUAAAAUGUUUCAGCAGUAGAUCUAACAUGAUACAACACAACUAUAAAUAAUUAAAUACAUGUAUUGUGUUAAGUCCGAAUAUUAAUACCGUUGACAUGUUCUUCAGGGCCGGAUUAAGCUGUUUUGGGUCCCAAGGCUGCAUAUGUUUUGGGGGCCCCCUUCCAUCUAGCCUCUUCUGUAUAUUGAAAACCAUACUUGAUAAUACAACUACAAAGAUCAGAAAACUUGAAUUUGUUUAUAUAGCAAAACAACAUUGACAAUGUAAAACUAUUUUAUUAACUGAACUUAAAAUGCAUGUUACAUGUAACAGAUUCCAGCCUAUAAAUUUCUUUUACGACAGCUGUGUAACGUCUAGUUCUCGGAGGACUUGACUUUCAGUAGACAGUAGCCCAAUGCUGUCAACCUUUUCAUGGUGUUCCGUAGAUAGUUUUUCUCGCGUGAUUAUGUUGCAAAUGACUACCUUGACAGUUAUCAACUGGAAUUAUUAGUAAAGCGAUCGCAAAGUUGUCUGUAAUUUACCGCCAUCUAACUUUAACAGUUCACUUAUGUGGGUGAUGGAUGGUUCUGUCUUGGUCCGCUUCUAAGAUGGUUUUGAAUGAACGAGCCCGUCAACAAAAGACGCCUCAAUGUCAUCUGGAUUAGAUUCCAAUAGAUGCGCUGCACAUUCUCGCAGAUCAUCCAAGGUGAGAGACUCAAACUAUAUGUCAUGAAACCAAACAGUUUGUCAAGACCAGAAUAUGCGCUCAACCGCUUGGGAAGUUCAAUAAUUAAUGAGACAAUCCACUAUGCAUGUCGUAUGUUUGAAUAAAAAAAUUGUCGAGUGCACUUACUCCAAAUGUGCAUCUGGUGUCGAACGCUCGUCAUGAAAUAGUUUCCGCUGUUUCUUAUGCGUAUUCGCAUCCUACUAUUCGUUGAUUGCAACAGACGCUUCAGUCAUCUUUUCAAUGUCGUCAAACGUGUCCAGAUGUUGGCAUGACCAUACGGGCAAGUCGUAUACUAAACAGAGAAACUAAUGGUUCUGAAUGGAUAUACAACACAGAAAGAAAACUGAUAGCAUAGUUAAUCAAAGCGAACUAAACGGUAACAAUUCGACAUACAUCGGGAAACUUGUAAAAUUACACAGAACAUUUCUACUGCAUUCCCUUAAGAGUCGUUCAAUGGCGUAAUAAAGAACGACUAUACAUUGGGAAACUAGUAUGCCGUUACGGGCCCCUUUAAAAUUGGGGGCCCAAGGCUGCAGCCUUGUUAGCCUAGUAGUUAAUCCGGCCCUGAUGUUCUUUUCCUUUUUCAACCUAUCUUUGAUUAUUGAGCCUACUAACUUACAUUUCAAGUGCAGAACCAUGACAAGUACAUAGAACUUACAUUUCAAGUGCAGAACCAUGACAAGUACAUAGAACUUACAUUUCAAGUGCAGAACCAUGACAAAUACAUAGAACUUACACUUCAUUCUUAAACUUUUCAAUCUGGCAUGCAAAUUCCUAUUAAUAUAAUGUCAUGUGUUUAUAAUUAUGUUCUAUAUUUAUAAAGUAUGUUCUUGUAUUAAACUGUGAUUCUUU
Dreissena polymorpha is the source of this 3545-nucleotide messenger RNA. RefSeq lists its product as uncharacterized. The record is from RefSeq and is a predicted model, not a curated record. The coding region runs from base 1 to 1056 and encodes 351 amino acids. Gene Ontology annotation, cellular component: extracellular region. Lineage: Eukaryota; Metazoa; Mollusca; Bivalvia; Myida; Dreissenidae. The transcript is spliced from 8 exons.